Messenger RNA from Salmo salar (Atlantic salmon), 3267 nucleotides. NCBI's taxonomy places the organism in Eukaryota, Metazoa, Chordata, Actinopteri, Salmoniformes, Salmonidae. The record is from RefSeq and is a predicted model, not a curated record.
CUUUUCCCACGUUAACUACGCAUGCGCACGCACGAUCGCCCCUCGCGAUUUUGACGUUGAGAAUUCCUUUCUGAAGUGUGACGUCAGUCCGUGCAUUUGGCCACAUUGUGGGAAUCGAUCAACUAGGGAAUAUGUCAACAUUAACUAUUUAAAACAAAUUGGAUGGCGAUAUACAGAUUUUUGACAAAGCAAGCCAAUAGACAAGAAAAAGCCCUGACUGGCAUCGAAAAGGCCUCUCUCUCAGGGUGGAGGCCAAGAAGAGGAGCAUGUGGAGGUACCGUCUGCCUGGCUAUGAGUUGAGGCUCCUAGAGGAACUACAGAGACAGAAGCACAACAGUCUCUACUGUGAUACCCUGUUACAGACUGAUGGUUUGUCAGUCCCGGCCCACAGCUGCGUCCUGGCUGCCCUGAGCCCCUACCUGUCCAAGGCCCUGUCCAACCAGUCAUUCCCCCUCCCGGCUGGGCAGAGAUGGCCACUCAAGCUCCAGGCUGUGAAGGCCCAGACCCUGCUGAAGCUGGUGGAUCUCCUGUACUCCGGAGAGCUGGAGGGAGAGGGCACCAUGGAACAAGAAGAGGUUAUGGCCGCUGCCUGUAAGCUGGGCAUAGGCCGCUUGGUGGAGGGGUGGAAGGACCGGGGGAGGGAGGGAGAGGGGGAGAGGAGGUGCAGUCUUAGAGAUGUGGGGGUGCAGACGGAGGGAGGAGACACACAGGUGGACGUGGGGGCGUUGGUGGAGACGGGGACCCAGACUGUGGACUGUAAUGGAGGUAUUUACAUGACUUUCCUCAGUCCCCUCCCUGAUGCUCUCCCUACAUCCACACCCUCACCUCCACCUCUCCUACUAGUCCAGAGCAGCAGUGAAGGGCAGCAGCACACAACUCACACGGCACCUCCUUCCCUGAGUCCCCAGAUUAUGACCCCCAGUUCCACCCCACCCAGCGUCAAAGCAACGGUCAGCUGUGGCACAGCUCCCUUUAGAACCCACCCUCGGACCUCCGAACCGGAGGUCACAAACCUCUCAUCGUCCUCUGUUGUCCUGAGCGGUGACAUGGUCGCCCCGAGUGACGAUUCGGACCACCCCACGACACCCCGGGAGAAGAGUGCCGUCCCAGAAUGCUCUGUGGCGGAGAACGGUGUGACGGAGAGGAGGAUGGAGAAGAUGAGGGAGCAGCAGCUGACACCACACACUGGGAGCGCAGAGGAAGGAGGAACAGGGGAGUGUCAGGAGAGGAGAGGUGCGGUUGGGAGGAAGUGGCUGACCGGACAGAGGCUGGAGAACACUCAGAUCUCCAUCAAGGUCAAGCUGAGGAGGAGGACCAGGGGACAGGUGUGGGAGCUGGUCAGUGGGCAGGAGAUGGACGGAACCGUCUCACCUGGUCAAAGGCAGGAGAGGGACGGAACCGUCUCACCUGGUCAGAGGCAGGAGAGGGACGGAACCGUCUCACCUGGUCAGAGGCAGGAGAGGGACGGAACCGUCUCACCUGGUCAGAGGCAGGAGAGGGACGGAACCGUCUCACCUGGUCAGAGGCAGCAGAGGGACGGAACCGUCUCACCUGGUCAGAGGCAGGAGAGGGACGGAACCGUCUCACCUGGUCAGAGGCAGGAGAGGGACGGAACCGUCUCACCUGGUCAGAGGCAGGAGAGGGACGGAACCGUCUCACCUGGUCAGAGGCAGGAGAGGGACGGAACCGUCUCACCUGGUCAGAGGCAGUUGGUUCGCGCUGCUCUGAAGAAGGAAACAGAUCGCAUGAGGACAAGACAACUACCACGCCAGCCUCUCCCCCCACCCCAGUCCCCAGCCCUCCCCCGGUGCUCUCCCCUCGACACAGCUUUCCUCACCCCUCCACCAGAUCUCUACAUCUCCCCUCCACCCCGAUCCCGCCCCCACCCCACCUCCAAAACCACCACCGCCCAGUCAACCUCCCUCAACCACUGCAGCUCCACCCACCAUCCGACCCCACACCCAGCACAUGAACCGCAGCUCGCCUUGCCCCAGCCUCCGGUAGAGGAAUCGGACGAGCAGAUUGAGAAAAUGCUGGAAGACAUCAUGAUGGGGUUGAACAUACUGCCCCCUGUGGUUCUGGAUAGGGACUGCGACCACCAUCUCCAAAGCCACGACAGACCGACGGCCUGCUCCUGCUCGCAUCAUCCCGUCCACGCAAGGCAUUGUGGGAUGCACAGCGCCGUUGGCUCGGCUUCUUGUUGCGUGUGUUCCCAUGGCUACGCGACAGGAAGUGAUGAUGCGUCGUCGACUGAAACAGCUUGGCAGGAGGUUCCCGGCGCCAGAGAAGUGGACCAAGCGAGUUCCACCAUGGCCAGCUUCAGAGGCAUCACCCACAUCCACCUCCCUCAGAAAAUCAAAAUGGCGACCGCUGCCGACGUGAGUAUCCCGACCCCUCGGGAGGCAGAGCCUUCCACGCUGACAUCACGAAGGGUCACCACAGGGUCAACAGGAAGCUGGGAGCCAGAGGAGGAAGAGGACGUGGAGGUGGACGUUCUUGAGUGGUCGCCGGCCGUGCGACCAAGAGUGUGGGGGGCGGGGCUUGAGCAAGGCGUCACAGAACUGACCGAGGAAGACGAGAUAGACGUGAUGGGAGAGGAAACAGACUGAAUUCUAAACAGUGUGUUCUUGAGAAGAAAGGCUACCGUUCCUAAGCAACCUCCCUGCUCAUCCUCUCCACACUGUUAACUAUCGGAGUAGCCCCGACCUACCACACUUACUUGAUGAGACUAACUCACAAAAUGAGGGUGAGUCUCGCUAUAUAAAAAAAAAACCUUUGUUGAUUGUGAUUUUGUUGUUGUUUUUGUUGUACAGUUCAGCCUUAUGAGCCCUAGACUAGAGACUCGGCAAACGCAGCUACUCUUUUGUUACAUUUCAGGGCCCGUAUUGACAGCUUCUCAGAGUACGAGUGCAGAUCUAGGAUCAGUUUUUCCUUUUAAGUCAUAAUGAAUAACAGGGCCUCCUCUGAGACGCUUGGUGAAUACUGGGCCCUGGUGGUCAUGCUGGUUAUUUUUUGUACCUUCAGAAUCAGUCAGUCAGUGUCCAAUCAGAAGCACUUAAAUAUGUUUAUAUCUGCCACUUUUGACAAGUUCUUUAUUUGUAGCUUCAUUGUUUGUAUAACUUUGUAAAUUAGAAAGAAAGCCUAAGGCCUGUCAUUUAAAUAUAAUAAUUUUGUUGUAUUAAAAUGGCUUUCUUGACCACAGCUGUCCAGUAGAUUUGUUUUCUCAAGCAUGGUCAUUUUGUAUUUGCUUAAAACUAGCUAUUGAAG